CUGCAGGUCGUGCCGUACAACCUCAAGUACUUUGCAGCGGGAGCGCCAAUGCCCAUGGACAUGUUCAAGGCCACCAACAUGACGUCCAUGUGCGACCAGUGCCGCGCCUUCUUGCAGACGUACUGCGGGCCCGAUCCGAGCUGCCGACAGCUCAUGACCGACUUCCAGCGCAACAUGAACCAAACAAUCCUCAGCAUGAUCAACGCCGGCAACGGAAGCUUCAUCGACGUCUCGGAUCUCAUCGCGCGCAGCGUACCAGCGGGGACCCCGGCGCGUGCAGCGUCCGUUUUUGGUCUCUACCACUCGUGUCUCUCGCAGUAUCAAUGCCCACUGGUCAAGACGCCACCGAAUGCGCCGUUGGUGCCCGUGCUUGUCGCGAGUGACGAAAUGCACAUGGUGAUGAUCUACAACCGAACGACCAACUUCAACCUCACGUUGACGUACCCGGCCCUCAACGUGACGGUGAACAUCAACAGCUCAGCCAUGUCAUUCGACUACAACAACUCCAUGUCGUCGUUUGACGCCACGUAUGCGCUGGCGUCGAAGUGGAACGCAACGAUGAAGCCGGCAGCGUAUCUCGACUGCUCCAACACGGUGCCGUGCUACUUGGUGAUGUACUUUCCGCACUCGAUUCUGCCGCUGUCGCUACCAGAUAUCGCGUGCAACGAAACCUAUUCGACAUUCAAGCGGUCGGCGUCGCAAGUGCUUCAGCUCAUCCCUGCGAAUACCACGGGCAACAACGUGAACCCGGAGAUUGUCCAAAGCCCGGCGUGUGCCCGCUGCAUGCAGCACUUAGCAACCUGCAACCUCAGCCCGCUCAAUUGCUACGGUUUGUUCAUGUGCGCCGAGGCAGAAAAAGCGAUGCAACAAAUGUACAACGGGACCUUCUCCGCCACGUCCGCCGGGCUCUACGCGACGCAGAGCAUCAACGUCUCAUCGUGCCUAACGAAUGUGUCGCUGGCGAGGGCGGCCCCAUACCUCGCGUAUUGGAGCUGCUAUGGGACCAACAUGUGUCCGGUCGGACCGACGUUGAGCCAGAUCUCGGCCGGUCGGAGUCUCGUGACCUCGGUGACGCCUGGCUACCAGAAGAUCCUCGUUUCGGGGGCCCUCACAGCGUCCGUGAGCCUCGAGUUCCGCCUCCUCGACGCCUUCCUUGGUCGUAUCGACUACAUUUCACUCUACUCGUCGUCGUCCGUGCUCGCGAGCCAGCUCCAAGCGAUGUUCAAGUCUUUGGGCACUGUGUCUCUCUCGACAUCGCAAGAAACCAACACGAUGUGGUACAUUCAGCUAACGUACAGCAACUACAUUGGGCCCCUGCCAACGCUGACGAUUGUCUCGUCUGCGUCUGUGACCGCGUCGCUUGUCAAUGCGAAUCCAUCGUCGCAAUACUACGAGGUCUUGCCGCUCAGUGCCGUCAAGUACGGCUUCCCGUACCAAGCCGCCGCACCGACACCGUUCCAGCCGUCGCCAGCGCCGCUACCCAUGUACGGCACCAUCACCUUUCCAUCGGCGUAGAUAGCCCUAGUGCCUGUGCCAAAUCAAUGGUUGCAUUUUGUUUAUUGCCA
Molecule: messenger RNA, 1565 nt
Organism: Saprolegnia diclina VS20
Lineage: Eukaryota; Oomycota; Saprolegniomycetes; Saprolegniales; Saprolegniaceae
Exons: 3
Coding region: 49-1515 (488 amino acids)
Source: RefSeq, a predicted model, not a curated record